Fraxinus pennsylvanica is the source of this 792-nucleotide messenger RNA. Lineage: Eukaryota; Viridiplantae; Streptophyta; Magnoliopsida; Lamiales; Oleaceae. The record is from the annotation of a GenBank genome assembly.
AUGCUGGGUUUUGCCGCCGAUCCCGUCGCCGUUACUUCACUUGCCAACGCCGCGCACUCUUUUAUCUUCUCCUCCGCCUUUUCUUCACUCGACUCUAUUUCCGGAACUUUCUCUACCUACAAUCAACCGUUGUCAGCAGUGUCGUUGAAGUUAGCUUCCUAUCGAGUUAAAGCGAUGGCGGAUACUCUUUCCAUUCCGAAGCUCGAAUCAUUCUUUUGCUGGGAUUUAACGUCGCUUGGCUGUGGACUACAGGAUUUGGGAUUCACUAUUGUGUCCACUGGAGGAACAGCAUCUACUCUGGAAUCUUCUGGGGUGACUGUGACCAGAGUUGAAGAGCUUACGAGUUUCCCCGAAAUGCUUGAUGGUUGUGUUAAAACUUUACAUCCUAACAUAUAUGGGGGUACAUUUGAUGUGGUAGUGGUGAACUUGUAUCCAUUCUACGACAAGGUGUCCUCUUCAAGCAAAAUCUCUUUCGAGGAUGGAAUUGAGAACAUUGAUAUUGGUGGCCCUGCUAUGAUUAGAGCUGCUGCCAAGAAUCACAAAGAUGUUUUGGUCGUAGUGGAUUCUGAAGACUACCUAGCACUUUUGGAAUUUCUUAGAGGAACGCAGGAUGACCAGCAGUUUAGAAGGAGGCUAGCUUGGAAGGCUUUUCUGCAUGUAGCUUCUUAUGAUUCUGCAGUUUCAGAAUGGUUGUGGAAGCAGAAUGGGGAAGGAACUUGUUGCAUAGGUUUGACAAUUCUUUUUAGAGCCAGAACAAAUCUAUGUUUUUUGCUAACUUCCAAUGCAAAUUGA